UUGAAUUAGUUGAACACAUCAUGGCAAUCCAUGAUAGUGAUUUGAGUGAUGGUCGAAGGGAUAGUGAUGAUACCGUACACUGUGAUUAUGUUUUAGUUAGCGACAAUAGCGGUGGAAUGACCUUGCGUAAUGUUAUAUUUUCGUUUACCUAAAUGUUAAUGUUCGGUAUCGAAGUAAUUAUGUCUGAAAUCUCGUGAAGAAUAAAUUGUUGUGCCUUAACAUUUCUUAAAGUAGUUAGUGAGAUGGACAAAGAAUGUGACAGUAGUUGGAAAUGCGGAAAGCAUUUGUUGAAAAGAUGUAGAUAGAAUCAAACAAUGGAAAGUCCAGGAUGGAAUAAUAAUAAUAAAUGUGAAAAGAAUAAAGUGCUACUCACCACAGAAAGGAGGCAUUGAGUUGCAGAUAGGCACAAUGAAAAGACUGCUAAAUAUUUAAGUUUUCGGCGCAGGCCCACAGAUCUUUGGAAAUAGAAAAUGCGCACAGUCAAUGCCUUCUCAAAGUGGUGACAUAUUUUCGGAUUGUUUUCAUUAAUAUUCAAAUGUGUUCAAAAUGACUGAAACGGGCUUGAAGCAAGUGAAGGUUGAUAACUGGGGAGUAUUUUUCCUGCAAAGGUUGCACCACUUUUUCAGCAAAAAUGAAUUCUGUGACCUUAUACUAUUAUUCAAGAAUGCAGAAAGGAUAAAGGUGCAUCGUGUUGUGCUUUAUGCAUGUACAGAGUACUUCCAACUUUUAGAGAAAGAGAAUCCUCCAGGCAGCCAUUUAUUACGAAUGCCAGAGGACAUGGAUCCAGAGGUCGUCGUUCCAAUUAUAAACUUCAUGUAUACUGGCCGCCUAGAGUUCAGAUAUGAGUUACACUCAAAGUUGUAUUCAGCAGCAAAAGUGAUGAGCAUGUCAGUACUGACAAAGCUUCUGGAUGCUCAGUAUAAUUCUGCAUCUGUUCAGGGGUCACUUAAACCUGCAACUGUCAAGAAACUUCAUGUGCCAUCUCAUACAGCGUGGAAUUUGCCUGUGAAGAAAGUUGUGAAGACAGGUGACUCACAGCUUCCAGAACCACUGCCAGGUCGAAAACUUCCCAUUUGGAAGAGGAGGAGUACUCUGCCAGUUAUAACUCCACACAUUGAAGACUCAACUCCUGUCAUUUUCUCAUCACCCCUUCUACUUGCAAAGAGUGGAGCAAAUGCCCGUCACGAAGAUGUCUCGGGUCCUAUGCGCUUUGAUUGGCCGGAUGUGGAUUUGAAACCGCAGACUUACCAUCCUAGUUUUGAUGACAUCACGUAUGAAACAAAACCCCUUGUGAGGCCUGCAGAUACACCGAAAACACCAGUGUCUCAGUCCUCUUCUCACUCCUUGAUGAGUACACCAGUUGGUUCUUUGAACAAUGUGAAAAAAGAAGUGCAACAAACAGCUAGUUUUGAAGAGGUGCGAAGGACAGCAGUUGCUAUAAAGAGGCCAUCGUACGGUGAUAGCGCUGGCGCUUCACCAGAAAAGCAACCCAAAAUGGUAGAUUUGCAGGCAGUGAAGGAGUAUGUACAAGAACAUCAACUACGAAAGGAUCUCGUUGAAAUAGAAGAUGGUAGUGAAGAUGUAGACGACGACAUGGCGGUGGCAGAUUAUGACGAUGAUGAUGAUGAUGCUGAUGCUGAAGUUGAAGGGGAAGGGAGUAGGGAUGAUGUCCAUGCAAAUGCAAAAGAAAGUGGAAAUAGUGAAGAGAAUGUUGACCAGCAGCAGAAUCCUGAGAGCAUCACAAAACCUCCGGUUCCUGUCCCACCACCACAGCCAGCGAAAUCUAUUCUUAAAACUCAGGCAUCACAUGAUGGUGCUGCACCCAGUAAUGCAAACUCACAAGUAAUAGCUUCUGUCCCAAAACGUGUUCGUUUUUCUCUGGGUGACAAUACUGAGUCUUCAGAGGGCAAAGAAAAUGAAGCAAAAGUAGAUACAAAUGUUACAACUUCACCUCCUACCCGUGAGGCAGAUUCAGUUGCUUCCAAUCAGGAACCACCAGAAGAAAAUUUGGCAAAUCAUGCAAAAAUUAUUACAGAAGUUCUCAAAAAGUAUCCUCAUCUUGUGAAUAACAAGAAGAAUAUCAAGCUUAAAAUCCUGCGCAGGGGUCAAGAUGGCACUUCAUCAUGUAAGAAUGUUGUAGAUGGAAAAGGAGUAAAGUCAAAAGUGUCAUAUGUAGUUUUGAAGCCAGAUGCUAUCAGCAAGGGGAAACCAAUAACUGGGAGUGUUGCUCUCAAACAUGGAAACAAAGUGGAGCCUCUGUCAGAGCUUCCGAGUAGUGUGCUUGCUGCAGCAGGCAGCGGGGGAUCGGGCAGUACCUCUGCAGUGUCGGCGAAGAACUCACUAGUUGUGUCAAGGCCAGUGGCAUCGGGUGCUGAGAACACAACAGGGCCGUGGCUGUGCUAUUCAUGUGGAAAUGAUGGUGACCCUGUAAACUUCGAAACCUACUACCUGUAUCGCCGCCAUUUACAGGACAUUCAUAUGGAGAAAAUUGAUGCACGCAUUUGUGAACACUGUGGUCACCGUGCGAGCAAGCGGAACUUACUGCUGUACCACCUGUAUACAAGGCACAAUGUACCCCCACCGCGCAAUUGCCAGUUUCCUCGUUGUGACCAGUGUGAAUAUGUGGCACUCUCAGAAAGCCUGCUGAUAAAACAUCGCAACAACCACACAAACAACCGUGAAUUUGUAUGCAAGGUAUGCAAUGCAACAUUCAAAAGUAACGGGGCGUUACAAGGUCACAUACAAGCUAAUUUGCAUUCGGAUCCAGCUAAGAAGAAUUAUGAAUGCCCCAUAUGUCACAAGCCAUUUGUGCGCAACAUCAAUCUGAAGGCACAUCUCCGCACUGCCCACGGUGAUGUUGCGAGGAAAGCAGACAAGGAGGAACCUGAACACGAGGUGCGGCCUGGCCGUAAUGAGGUGACUGACAGCAACUGUAUGGUCACGGUGCAGCAAAGUAAAGCAGGGACAGUAGUAUUGGCUCCAGCAGUGACUGUUUUGGCUUCGGGCCCCGCAGGACCAGUUCAGACACUGGUGCCAUCAUCUGAAGCAGAAGCUUUGAGCAAUGUUGCCAGUGGAAUCGCUGCUUCUUUAGGACUUUCUACAGGUGCCCUUAACGGUGACCAGACGGUCAUUGUACUCGAUGACAAUCGAGAAUACAUUCUGGGAUCAGCAGGUGAUACAGAGGUUCAAGACUAUGUUGAAGAGCAGAUGGUGCAUGCUGACACUCAGGAGUAUAUAGUGCCUGAAAUUAUGUCUGGGGAGGAAGUGCACCCAUACGAAGGCACUGUUGUUACUACAGCCGGGGGCACCUCUUUCUCUACAAUAGUCCAGAGACCAACGUUAAAUCAAUCAAUUGUUCCACCACCAAUACAGGUUUCAGAGGGAGGUAACGCUGAGGGUAUUGGUGUUGUUAUAUCAGAUCACGAUUAUGCAAAUGAGGUUGCCUUAAGAGGCAUGACCGGUGAAGGUAUGAUGUUCAUAAUCACACAGCCUGGACCCAAUGGGAACACCAUUCUUCAGACAGGACAUAUUGCGGCACCACAGCAACAUACUGAAGUGUACACCCAUCAACUAACACAGCACCUGCAACAUCAGUUUGUGCAGCAGCAACAGUUUCGAGAACAAAAGACACAAAAAUUGGACCAGCUGUGUUUGCAGCAGCAGCAGCAACAACAACAACAACAGCCACAACGACAACAAACAGCACAGCAGCAGGUAACCCAAGAGAAGAUACUGCAAACAGUGCAGCAACAGAAACAAGAUCAGCAUAAACAUAUAGAACAGCAGUUGCCUUCUGCGCAACAGCUGCAAAAUAAAGACCAGCAGUUGCAGCCACAACACCAACCACACCUGCCACCAUUGCGGCAGCAACAGACCCCGCAUCAACAGCAGCAGCUGCAGCCCCAGCAGCAACCAUCUGAACUGCAAGUGCAAGUUCAAGCACAGCCACAACACCACCAGGAUGUACUGUGCCGGCAGCAAAGGCAGGAAGACCUGAAGCCUCAAGAACAGCAUCUGCAGCACCACCAGAACUGCCAAGUGGAAACUCUACAGCAUCAGCAGCAGUUGCUUCAAGAACAGUUGCUUCAAGAGCAAAGGCAAGAACAGUCAGUACAAAGGAAGCAGCCGUUGCAUGACAACACCGAAAUUCAUCAAGAACUGAUAAGUAGUGCCUAUUUAGUACAACAAAAUAAUAUUGGUGAAGAAAUUACUAAUAUAAUAGCAAGUGGCAGUGUACAGGCAAAGGUUGUUGAAGGAACCAGUGAAGGUAUUGUAGUGAGCCGAACAAAUACAAUAAUAUCACAAGAUGCUCGGUGUGUGAGACAUAAGCCACAAGAUACAGAUGGAGGAAUUAGACCUGUGACUGUCAGAGCAGAGCAGGCAUCUGUUGUGCAGUCUAUUAUGGACAACGUUGGGAUUAGUCAGGGUGAGGCGGCAGGACAUUCGGUCAGUGAGAGAGUGAAAGUGGAAAGUGUAUCGCUAGAAGCAGAUAUCGCAACUACCGUAGCUCAGCAGGUGCCUGUAUUUGAUACUGCUUGUACAAGUAAUGCUAUGGUUCAGCCUGAGGGACAAGGUUCUGAACAAGAACUUGUAAUGGCAGAAAUGCAAAACAUUGUUCCUGAUGGAGCUGGUGACAGUUAUUCAGCUCACAGGCAUAUCCAAAUGCCUGAUGUAAGUGAGGCAAGAAGGAUGGCAUCAGAUCUCGUAAAGGACUGGGAUGAAUUUGAUGAGGAUUCAUGUGACUUUGUUGGAAGUCAGUUGGCUCAGAAAAACAAAGAUACAGAAAACAGUGACUCCUGUGUGUCAUGACCUCAUUACUUUGAAGGUGUAUUAAGAACUGUAGCUAAUCUGAGUGACUGUUACUAGCUUGUUACACAUAUUUAAAGACUGCAUUGAACUCUUUUAAAAGAAACUGUUGCACAUGUCUGCUUAAAUUUUACAAUUGUUUGUAUGCCAGCUUUAUGAAAUAUUUUUUUCUCAAAUUCUUUAGAAAUCUGUUUGUCUCCUUUAUAUAUGUCAUCUUCAGUUGAAUUACCAUUACAAAUUUUAAAUGAGAAUGCAAUACAUAUUUUAAUUGUGAGAUAUUUUGUACAUAGAUUUAUGUUAUGUAUGUGUGUAUAUCAUGUUAACUAUGUAAUCAGAAAAUAUAGAAGUGUUGAAAUGUGGCUUUAGUAUCUCAGAAAAUUGUAUUAAAAUUUUUCCUUGUAAAUACAAAUAUUAAAAGCAUUUGCUAAUAAGGAUAACAAUAGAUACAACAGGAUGCCAAAAUAAAAUUUAAAAAAACUUGUUGAUAUUGUUAGCUUAGAAUACUUUUGCAUUAGGUGUCCCUUAUCAUGUCAGCAGUGUUGCUGUGUGUUAAUCAUUUGUCACUGUAUUUAAGAAAAUGACACACAUAAAAUAUACGGGAAGUACUGUGAAUGCCUGAAUACUUCCAGACUUAGACUUUUACUCCAUAGUAGAAUAUAAACGCAAAUAAGAAGGUGAGCCAGAUAAAGAUUCGGUUUCACUUUUUGGAGGGACAAUGUUUGUAUUUGAAUACCUAAUGUAGCACACAGUUUUGAUCUGCUACAUUGUUUCAUCUGAAUAUAUAGUUUACACGGAGAGGGGUGACAAACAUAUUGUUCAGGUACUCUUGUCCUUUUUUAUGUUAUUGUAGAAGUCUUUGUUUUGCUUAUAAGCCGUAAUCUAUAUUAUUCAGGAGUGUUAAGUUACAUUUAGAACUAUACAAAGAAAACUUCAGUCAUAUUUAAUGUUUCAUUAUAUUUUCUGUACCAUGCCGGUCUUUGUACCUUCACUAUUUACACUUUGUGGUAACAAUUUAAUUUACCAAUUGAGCAUCAAAAAUGGAAAGAAUUAGUUCCAGAUGUCUGUAAUACCUUCAGAAAGAAGAGUGCUUGUGAUUAGUGAGAAAUGUUAAAUCCAGUACCAUAAUCUUAAAAAGCUGGCUCGCCACAUAAAUAAGUUUAACCUUUCACAAGACAUUUGUUCAUUCUUUAGCUGAAUGCCACAGGAUUGGUAGUUUAUCUCCAUUGUUCUCAGUUAUUUCUUACAGUGAUCGUUUUCUUAAUCUAAUCUGCUUGUAACAGUUUGUUUCUUGUGUUAUCGUCAUCAAGAGGGUUUUGCUUCUUUUUGUACUAAAAUAGUGACAUUGGUGAUCGCUGCAAAAUUUUCACUACAUGUUGAUGCAGA
Molecule: messenger RNA, 6189 nt
Organism: Schistocerca cancellata (South American locust)
Lineage: Eukaryota; Metazoa; Arthropoda; Insecta; Orthoptera; Acrididae
Gene: Cp190
Exons: 9
Coding region: 547-4809 (1420 amino acids)
Biological process (GO): regulation of transcription by RNA polymerase II
Cellular component (GO): nucleus
Molecular function (GO): RNA polymerase II cis-regulatory region sequence-specific DNA binding; protein binding; DNA-binding transcription factor activity, RNA polymerase II-specific
Source: RefSeq, a predicted model, not a curated record